AUGGCGUCGGGAGCUGAUCCUGAGAAGCGAGCUGGAAGCGAUGGAUCAGAAAAACCCCACUCGAUCUCGGAAGAGAGGGCAGCUGGGCCCGGAGUUCCAGACGGCGCGUCGCGUGUUUCUGCAGCUGUCGGCGAAGGAUCGGUAGCAGACUGGGUUGAGCCUGGACUCAUUGGCACGCCGUCAAAUCUGUCCUUUGACGAGCAGCAGAGCAAUAACGUCGCAUACUUUGGGCUCCGAGACCAGUGGCUCAGAGGGUCGAACGCGAGGGGAGCCCCGUACGUCUCGAUCGGUAUACUUGAUCCGCUUAUCACUGUUGAGAGACACCAUGGGAAAUACCACAUUACUGCCCGGUUUCACGUCGAAACAACUAUUGUUGAUUAUAGCGCGCAUAAAAAGUUUGGCUCCCUGGACCAUUUUGGUGUCUACCUAAACUCAUCUGGCGAUGAAGAUCUCCUGACUGAGCCGAAAUCUGACACCACAGGCGCGUUCACGGUGACUAGAACGUCGAGUAAGACGGUUUCGGGGAGACCUUGGGAUCUCCCUCUCUGGUACACCCUCCGCGAAUAUCUCACUGGGUAUCUCGCGGUCAAGGGAAUGCACCAUAGAGCACAGUGUCAACACGUGGAGCAAGCGCGAAAGCGACGCCGCAAGGUCGACACCCCGCGAUAUCAAUGGUUCUGGGCAGCUAAUUACAAAGAGAUCGCAUCACUCACUCCAGAUCUGACGCAUACUGUCAAGCGACACGUCCUCGUGAAGCGAGCUGUCCCGAUCGAUUCCUUUCCCAUCGAAAGACUCGAAAAUGCCAGGGGCGUAUUGCGAGGGAGGGCUUGGGUCGAUAGGACCGAAUCUGGAAAUGCAACACAACACGAACUCGACUCAGCGAGGCAAUCGCUUUUUACAAAAGAGCAGGAGACAUGGCAGGGAUUACUAGCUGACCGGCAGGUUAAGGACCGCCGACAUGUUCCGCUGGAACAGCUCCUCGAAUUCAAAUUCUGCAUCCAGAUCAGACUCAAGAAGCGAUAUGGUCGUCUCCACCGCGCUCUCGUCUUCAGUGGUAACAGGAACAAAGCUAAGCUCCUAGAACCCACAUUUAAGGAAAAGUUCUGCAUUCGGGUACCUUUAGUAUCGGAUCUUCCCGGUCCAUUCACCAGCGACACCUCCAUGUGGCGCUACACGCGGCGGCCCCGAGACUUCCCCAGCGAAAGCUAUAUCGCCAAUUUGACCCGCAUUCCAGCGCAGGAUACAUACAACAUCCGCGAUGUCCUAAUGAAGAUCAAAAACGAGGUAAAUGUCAACCGGCUGAUAAGGCAACGAGACCGAGGCGGAUUGCUUACUGAGUAA
Messenger RNA from Penicillium manginii, 1341 nucleotides. RefSeq lists its product as uncharacterized. Bases 1 to 1341 code for a protein of 446 amino acids. The transcript has 4 exons. Lineage: Eukaryota; Fungi; Ascomycota; Eurotiomycetes; Eurotiales; Aspergillaceae. The record is from RefSeq and is a predicted model, not a curated record.